This is a messenger RNA of Zingiber officinale, 2298 nucleotides long. RefSeq names its product beta-fructofuranosidase, insoluble isoenzyme 4-like. The coding region runs from base 190 to 1953 and encodes 587 amino acids. Gene Ontology annotation, molecular function: hydrolase activity, hydrolyzing O-glycosyl compounds. The transcript has 7 exons. Gene Ontology annotation, biological process: carbohydrate metabolic process. The record is from RefSeq and is a predicted model, not a curated record. Lineage: Eukaryota; Viridiplantae; Streptophyta; Magnoliopsida; Zingiberales; Zingiberaceae.
GUCGGAUCCAUUUUGAUAUCUUACAGGAUCAGUUAAAAAAAUGAAAAGAGUUUUAUAUUUGAUCAUUCGAUCUUCAUCGUCAGCGCAGGGAGGCUUCUCCUUUGUAUCCUCCAAUAUAGAAUAGAAUGACCAAGAUUUUGUUUUCUGUUGAAGGUCUGGUUGACCUUCCCCUCUCCGCAAGCUCUGCCCAUGGGGAUGUCUGGCAGAUCUUGCUUGCUUCGAGCUCUCUUCUUCAUCUCUUGUUUUGUGGUGGAUAUCGAUGGAGAAGCAGCUUCACAUAGAAUCGUCCUGUACCCACAACCUCAGCAGCAGAACUCCAUAGCCAGUGGGGUUUACAGAACGGCAUACCACUUUCAACCACCCAGGAAUUGGAUCAAUGACCCAAAUGGGCCGAUGUAUUUCAAUGGCGUCUACCACCUGUUCUACCAGUAUAAUCCCAACGCGGCGGUGUGGGGCGACAUGCACUGGGGCCACUCCGUCUCCGUCGACCUCAUCAACUGGGCCCCGCUCCCGCUCGCCCUCGCUCCCACCUCGCCCUACGACGUCAACGGCUGCUUCUCCGGCUCCGCCACCGUCCGCCGCGGCACCCACCCCGCCGUCCUCUACACCGGCGUCGACGCCAAUUAUGAGCAGUCCCAGAACCUCGCGCUCCCGGCGAACCUCUCCGACCCGGUCCUCACGAACUGGACCAAGUCGGGGCACAACCCGCUGAUUUCCGCCGGCGACGACUUCGAAGCGACCAACUUUCGCGACCCGACGACGGCCUGGGUGGGCUCAGACGGACUCUGGCGGACCGCGGUUGGGGCCCAAAUCGGAGCCAACGGCACGGCGCUGUUGUACAGGAGCCGGGAUUUCGUGCGGUGGGAGAGGGCGAGCCGGCCGCUGCACUCCUCUAGCGGAUCGGGUAUGUGGGAGUGUCCGGACUUUUACCCGGUCUCGGUGGUCGGGGUAGAGGGCUUGGACACGCCGCCGACUGAGGGGGAGGUGAAGCACGUGCUCAAGAUGAGCUUGUUUGAGACGCACUCGGAUCACUACAUGUUGGGGGCGUACGACGCGGCGAGGGAUGCGUUCGUGCCGGAGGGCGAAGGCGCAGUGGACGACUACAGGGCGUGGCAGAGGUACGACCAUGGCAAGUUUUAUGCCUCCAAGACGUUCUUCGACGCGGGGAGGAGGAGGAGGAUCCUGUGGGGGUGGUUGAAUGAGUCGGACAGCGAGGCGGACGACGUCGCCAAGGGGUGGGCUGGCAUUCAGACAAUUCCCAGAACAAUUCGGCUAGACAGCAAUCGCAGGCAGUUGAUUCAGUGGCCUGUUGAAGAGGUCAGAUCACUUAGAAAGCAUGUGGUUCACUUGCAGAAUAUGGAGCUCCAAACAGGCUUACAUGAGAUCAAAGGAGUAAAAGCUUCACAGGCAGAUGUAGAGGUUGAUUUUCAGCUUCAUGAUCUAGAGAGAGCACAGACGUUUGAUCCUACUUGGGCAAUGGAUCCUCCUAGACUCUGUGCUGAGCAGGAUGCUUCAGUCCAGGGUGGAAUUGGACCAUUUGGAUUAUUGGUCUUGGCUUCCGAAAAGCUGGAGGAACACUCGGCAAUCUUCUUCAGAGUUUACAAAGAUCAAAAUGCUUAUAAAGUCCUCAUGUGCUCUGACCAGAGAAGAUCAUCACUAUGGCCAGAGCUAGACAAAGCUGCGUAUGGAACCUUCUUGGAUAUGAACCUUGAGAAAGAAUCAAAGAUUUCUUUGAGAACUUUAAUUGAUCAUUCGGUGAUCGAGAGUUUUGGAGGAGGAGGGAGAGCAUGCAUCAGUGCUAGAGUUUAUCCUUCCUUCUUCUCAAAUUCCAGCGCUCAUCUUUACCUCUUCAACAAUGGCUCCAGUUCUACUACAGUUUCCAGGCUGAAGGCAUGGGACAUGGCGGGAGCUCGGUUGAACAUACGAGUUGAUGAGUUGAGUAUUGAACACUAGAUUAUCGAGUACACAUUGCCAUUGGAAUUGUUGUAUUGGUACAUCGCUGAUCACGGAGAAUCAAGAUCAUUAUUCUGAUAGAAUAACAAUUAUCGAUGAUUCUACCUUCAACUGUUGACCAUUCAUUACUGAGAUGGCAAUGAGUCAAAUAGAUCUAGUAUUGAAGAGACACCAAAUAACUUUCUUUUAACUCCAUUAAUGGCGCAGCAGAGGAAACUAUAGGGUCUCUCAAGGUGUCCCUCGGCAAGAAAUAUGGUCCAGUUUCUAUGCUCCGAUUAGAAUAGCUUCAUUAUUCUUAACGAUCAUUAUCUUUUGAUUGAUCAUUAAAUUUCUCUUAACGUGAUA